Messenger RNA from Mycosarcoma maydis (corn smut), 849 nucleotides. RefSeq lists its product as uncharacterized. The record is from RefSeq and is a predicted model, not a curated record. The coding region runs from base 1 to 849 and encodes 282 amino acids. The transcript has a single exon. NCBI's taxonomy places the organism in Eukaryota, Fungi, Basidiomycota, Ustilaginomycetes, Ustilaginales.
AUGUCAUUGUCACUAGUCAUGAAGCUCUGCGUAGCGCUUGUGCUCGCAUCUUCCACUAUCACUACCUGUCUGGCCGAGGAUCAGCAGCACGAGGUCGCCUACAUUCGAAGUCUCAAGCACUCGCGUCGUGCUGCGAAAGCCGAGCUCGCUGAAGCUGGUCCUUCAACGCUGGCCAAGCGCGGUCCCACCUACCACGGUCGCGCCACCUACUACGCCGCCGGUCUCGGUGCUUGUGGAAAUUACAACUCCGGAAGCGACUUUAUCGUCGCGCUCAACGCUGCACAGUACGGUGAUCUCGGUCAGCGAUCUUCAUGGUGCGGCAAGUCGAUUGCUAUCACAUACAAUGGAAAUACCCAAUACGCCACGGUGCAAGAUGCCUGCCCGAGUUGUCCCUACGGCGGACUGGAUAUGAGCGAAGGACUCUUCAGGGCGUUUGCUAACCCAAGUGUCGGUGUUUUCCAAAUGUCGUGGACCGCUAACGAUGGUUCUGACGACGACAACAACAACGGCAAGAAGACUUCGACUUCUAGCACGCCCGCCUGGACACCCAGGCCUUCACCUACAAGCACCUGGUCUUCACCUGCUUGGACUCCUUCCACCACAUCGACAAGACGAGCUUCUUCCUCUUCGUCAUCCUCGUCGGCUGCCCGAUCUUCCGCACCCACGAGCUCCACCGCAUCCACCACCACACCCGCAUCCUCAUCCUCAUCCACAUCCUCAUCGUCGUCCGCAUCCACAUCCACCUCAUCCUCCGCGUCCGACGGCUCGGAUUCGCACGCCAACAACCUCGACAGCUUCGCGCUCAUCUACCAGGGUCUCAACCACAUGGCUGUCGCCGCUGCCAGCUAG